AGUCAGAUCCCGCUAAGAUGUACAACGCGAGAUCGCGUGGCAACGCUGCCAACGAGGGGAUUUCCCCCAAAAGAAUACUCACCAACGGCUCCCUGCUCAUCCUCAUCCUUGGCGUUGGGCAGGUGGCGUCCAUGUCGCUGGAUCGCCUCGCCCUGGAGAGGAACGAGUUGCCGGCAGAGCAAUCGCAUCAACAACAGCAGGAUGUCCUCGUGGACGAUAUGAAACUCACCUCCAUUCCCUCCGCCGACUCCUCGGACAUGUACAUGCUGGUGCCCGAAACGGUGGCCAGCCAACUGGAAGACACCGAGCAUGUGAAUCGCAACUCCAUCGAAGCCGAUCCCGAGUCGGAUCCCUCCAGUUCUGCAUCCUCCUCCUCCUCCGACAUGCUGAUGCUGGAGAGCGACUCCAGUCCAGCUAUGCAGUUGGUGGAGCUGCCCAGCGACAUUACGGUGGCCGAAUCCCAGCCAGAAUCGGAGCACGAUGUGGAUCAUCAGCAGCCCGAGUCAAUUGAGGAGCAUGUGGUGUUGAUGAAGCCCCUUAGCCAGGAGGCUCAGCUGGAGCAAAUAAUGGACUUGGCCACAGAAGCGGCACCAGUUCCCCUUCAGGAUGAUCAAGCAGAGGAUGAGGAGUCUCCAGCUGCCCCUGCCACCGAAAGUGUGCUUGAGGAAUCGGAGAAGGAAGCCGAGCCACACAUGGACGAUCAGUUGCCCGAGGAAUCGGAAACUCAGCCGGAACAGGUGCUCCCCGAGGAAUCCCAGCCAGAAAGGUUAGAGAAUGGGGCUCAAUCUGAGAUUGAAGCUCAGCCAGAGCUUCAUGACCAACCAGAAAUGGAGGUUGAAUCUCAGCCAGAAGCUGAAACUCAGCCAGAGGUUGAAUCCCAGCCAGAAGUGGAAUCCCAGCCAGAGGUUGAAUCCCAACCAGAAGUGGAAUCCCAGCCAGAAGUUGAAUCCCAGCCAGAGGUUGAAUCCCAACCAGAAGCUGAGUCCCAACCAGAAGUGGAAACCCAGCCAGAAGCUGAAUCCCAGCCAGAAGCUGAAUCCCAGCCAGAAGCGGAAGCCCAGCCCGAGGCAGAAUCCCAGCCAGAAAAGGAACCCGAACCCGAGGCAGAAGUGGAAAAAACCAGCGACAACGAGGUGGACACCACGGAGGCAUCUCUGAUGGAAACCCUGGUGGAGGGCAUCGAAGAUGGUCUGACCGCCGCCAUGGACAACCUGGUGCCCGAAGAAUUGGCUGAGGCCAGUGAGAACAAGGAGCCGGAACAGGAAACCGAGGAAGAGCAGCAGCUGCCAGUCACAGAAGCCAUCAAUGAGCAGGCAAUUCCGGAAGUUGAGCAGCAAAAGGAGAAGGAACCCGAGCAACUCACCCUGGCCGAUGAGGCAGAGGAAGAGUCUGUCCCAGCCUCGAAUGCCGAACCAGUUGAGAUUGCUCCAGAGCAGCAAGUUCAAGAGGAGAUUGCUCCGGCUGAAAGUCUCGCGGAAGCCAAGCCUGAGGAGGAAACUCAGAUGGAGGAUGAGGCUAAGCCACUAGAGGAAUCUAAACAAGAGGAGGAGGUCAAGGCGCAAGAGGAAGCCAAGCCAGAAGAGGAGCCCCAGAAUGAUGCAGAGAUUCAGCCGGUGAUCAGCGAAAUGAAACCAGAGGAAAUUCCAGCUGAAGUCCCUGCCGAGAUCCCUGCUGAAAUCCCUGCUGAAACCCUCGCUGAAGUUCCAGCUGAAACUCCUGCUGAAAUCCCAGCUGAUGAAAUCCUAGCAGAAGUCCCAGCUGAAAUCCCAGAAGAAACUCCUGCCGAAACUCUUGCCGAAACUCCUGCCGAAACACCUGCUGAAAUCACAGGUGAAGUCCCUGCUGAAAUCCCAGCUGAAACCCCUGCUGAAACCCCUGCUGAAACCCCAGCUGAAACCCCUGCUGAGAUCCCAGCUGAAACCCCUGCCGAAAUCCCAGCUGAAACCCCAGCUGAAACCCAAGACGAAAUCCUAUCCGACUCCAUCCAAGCCGAACCCGAAGUGGAGAAGGAAGUCCAGCAGCCGGAGAAGGAAACCAAGCCCGCCGAAUCCUCCCUGCUGACCACCAUCAUACCCAUGGUGGUGGCCCAACCCCAGGUGCCAUCGCAGCCCAUCCAGGUCCAGGAUAGUGUGCUCAACUACGUCAACGCCUCGUUCCUGCAGCAGCAGCCUACGGAAUCGGAUCUGCCCAAGACGGAGGAUGAAACCCCUGUCAAUGCCCAUUUGAGACGAUAUGAUGGCGCCCAAGUGUGGCGCAUUGUGGUCCAGACCGACAAGGAUAAGCGAAUGGCCGAUGAACUGCAGUCCAAAUAUGAUGGUCAGCUGUGGAAGGAGGUCAAGCAGGAGGUGGACUAUCUGCUAAAACCCCAGGUUUUGGCCGCCGCCGAGCGUCACAUUCGCGCUGCCAAUCUUUCCCGCAUUGUUCUCAUCGACAACCUGCAGCACGUCAUCGAAAAGGAGAAUCCCCCAGCGGAGAAGAUCGCCGAACUCCAGAACAGAAAGGGACACCGCCUCACCUGGCAGGCCUACCAUCGUCUGGAGGACAUCCAUGGCUUCAUUGACUACAUGGCCAAGACCUAUCCGGAUAUUUGCUCCACGGAAAUCAUUGGCUACUCGGUGGAGAAGCGACCCCUGAAGAUUCUCAAGAUUUCCAAUGGCAAUGCCCGUAAUCCUGGCGUCUGGAUCGAUGGUGGAAUGCAUGCCCGCGAAUGGAUCAGUCCGGCAACGGUCACCUAUAUUGCCAACCAGCUGGUCGAGGGCUGGGAGGAUCUGCCCGAGCACAUGCGCAGCAUCAACUGGUACAUCCAUCCGGUGGCCAAUCCCGAUGGCUACGAGUACUCGCACACCACCGAUCGCCUGUGGCGCAAGAAUAUGCGUGCCCAUGGACGCCAGUGUCCUGGAGUGGAUCUCAAUCGAAACUUUGGCUACAAAUGGGGCGGCAAGGGCACCUCCGCCAGUCCCUGCUCCCAGACAUAUCGCGGCAGCAAAGCCUUCUCCGAGCCGGAGACCUUCUAUAUCUCCAAGUUCAUCAGCGGUUUCCCCAGGGAGACCUUCCAGGCGUACCUCUCGUUCCACAGCUACGGCCAGUACAUCCUGUACCCAUGGGGCUACGACUACCAGCUAACCCAGGAUCGUGCUGAUCUUGAUCGUGUGGCGCGACAAGCGGGAACGAGCAUCACCAAGUCGACGGGAGUGAAGUAUACGGUGGGAUCCUCCGCCACAACCUUGUACCCCGCCGCCGGAGGCUCCGACGAUUGGGCCAAGGGCAUUGCGGGCAUCAAGUACGCCUACACCAUCGAAAUGGGCGACACUGGACGGUACGGCUUCGUCCUGCCCGCCAAGUUCAUCCAGUACAAUGGCAAGGAUGGCGUUACCUUCGCCGACACGGUGGCCAGGGCCAUUGCCCAGGGACGCGGAAAAUCGGUGGCCAGGAACGGCAGUGGCAGCCGGAGGCGUCGCCACUAGUCCAGUCCACUUAGCUCAAUGCGAUUUUUUUGUAAAUCAUCCUAAUGAUUUUUUUUUUUGCUAUUUAUAUGAAUACUAUUUAUUUAUUUAUUUAUUCUACUUGUAACUAGACAAAUUGAACACACACAAAAGAACACAC
Drosophila suzukii is the source of this 3603-nucleotide messenger RNA. RefSeq lists its product as uncharacterized. Gene Ontology annotation, biological process: proteolysis. The record is from RefSeq and is a predicted model, not a curated record. NCBI's taxonomy places the organism in Eukaryota, Metazoa, Arthropoda, Insecta, Diptera, Drosophilidae. Gene Ontology annotation, molecular function: metallocarboxypeptidase activity; zinc ion binding.